UGCAGUGUAAUCCGCUAGUUAAUGGUGACAGCGACACGAGCGUUUUUAACCGAUCUAUGCAGGGCAUCGGACACUGUGGAACAUAUUUCAGCAGAGCCCGUGUGUGUUUAAACGCGUGGUGUGUUUUAAGAGGUGUCUGAACAGCGGCCAGGCCGGACUCAGGCAAAUGGGAUUCCCGGUGUAGAUGGAGAGAACGCAAGCGGGCGGAGAAGUGUCGCUGCUGUAAAUAAUUCAAUAUUGGCGCGUUCAACGAAAAUGCAUCUGCACCAGGUGCUGACGGGGGCCGUUAACCCGGGGGACUGCUGCUACUCCGUUGGAAGCGUCCACGACGUCCCGUUCACGGCGUAUGGUUCAGGCUGUGAUAUUGUGAUCCUCGCAAGUGAUUUUGAGUGUGUUCAGAUCAUUCCUGGAGCUCAGAACGGGAACAUCCAGGUGGGCUGUGUGGAGUGCUCGCAACAGCUCGGCCGGAUUGCUGCUUCUUAUGGAAAUACAGUGUGUAUUUUCGAACCAAUUGCUUCCAACCCAAACAAGCGUCACAAGCAGCUGAAUUACCAAUGGCAGAAGACCGGUCAAUUCUUCCUCAAUGCUAUAACCUAUAAUCUGGCUUGGGACCCCCAAGGUAAUCGUGUCUUGGCGUCCACUGAGCGUUUGCAGCUGUGGGCUCCUCCCACCAGUGAUGUACUGAUAGAGGAAGAGGACUGUGAGCUGACUGAUGACAGAGCUCAUGAACUCAUACUCAAUGACUGGAAGUGCAUCUGGCAGUUGAAGACCGCUGCUGCUGUCCACAUCACUAAAUGGUCUCCUGAUGGCGAAUACUUUGCCACUGCUGGGAAGGAUGACUGUCUGCUGAAGGUCUGGUAUCCGACCACAGGCUGGAAGUCUGCAGUGGUGAUGCCGGAUGUGACGGAUAAAAAGGCUCCAGCGGUGCAUUUCUCAUUCGUCUAUCUAGCUCAUCCACGUACAGUCACAGGAUUCUCCUGGAGGAAGACCAGUAAAUACAUGCCCAAAGGCUCGGUGUGUAACGUGUUGCUGACGUCCUGUGCAGAUGGCAUCUGUCGUGUGUGGAGCGAGACCCUCCUGCCUGAGGACAGUCUGCUGGGGGGGCAGAUCUCUGACAACAGCACCAGCUUCAGCUCGUCUCUGCCAAACACCGCUCAGAAAGACAAGAUACAGCAUGCUCUGGAGUCUAUCCACCACCUCAAGCACCUGCGCAGGGGCCGCAGAAGAUCGUCUGCAUUGGUGGCACACACCGAAUUGCUGCCCAGCCAGCUUGGCUCCCACGAAACCCACCAGCACAUCUCGCACUACGCUAACGCCCUCUGCCACUUCCACAUCUCUGCCAGCAUCAACCCUAACACAGAUAUCCCCGCAGCGUUGGCCGGAUCGGGCCUCUUCUCUGAGGAUGUCAGUGGAGGGUUUGUGGUUCACUGGCUGAAUAAUAAAGAUCUCAGCUUCACCGCCUCCAUGGAUCUGUUCAUGCAUCAGCUGCGCAAACUCUCCGAGCAGCACCUGGAACAAGCAACCGAAGACUAUGAGCAGGACAUGACGUCCAAGUUUGAUAUUGAUCUGGAAGAUAUGUCUGAUAAGGGCUCGUCAGAGCAUGAGGAGGCGGAUCAGGAGGACAGCACUAAAGCCUCGUCUCCAGGUUCCAGCGGCAGUGUUCCUCUGCCCUCAGUUCUGCUGGAGCGCAAGCUGGAAACUCUCAUCCUGGAGUGGAACAAGAGUCCUGACAUGCUGUUCACCAUCCACCCUCACGACGGCUCCUUCCUCGUCUGGCACGUCAAAUACCUGGACGAGUUUAUACCUGGAAUCUUCAGACAGGUUCAGGUGUCGUUCUCAUGUCGUAUCCCAGUGGCGUUCCCCACAGGUGAUGCUAACUCCCUCAGUAAGAACAUCAUGAUGUACGUGUGCACAUUUACAGAGCAAUACAGCUGCAGCGCUCUGGCGGAAAAGAGAAGUGAGCAGCGUGUUCCUCAGAGUUCGUCUGCAUCCGCCGGGCUCUGCUCUCUUGGACACUCUCUCGCCGCUGUCAUCGGCCCUGCCGUCAUGAUGGUGUCCAAACACGUAGACGGAUCGCUCAACCAAUGGGCCGUCACGUUUGCCGAAAAGUCCGCCUUUUCAAACGUCCUCACUGUCUCGCACAAGUUCCGUUACUGCGGACACCGUUUCCAUCUCAACGAUCUGGCUUGUCACACGGUCCUUCCUUUGCUGCUGACAUCAUCGCAUCACAACGCGCUGUUAACUCCGCCCUCUGGGCCUGGGAGUGUUUACGGAGAUCAGAAUGGGGGCGUGGUUCUGCAACCUGUUCGGUCAAUGAGAGGCGUUCCUCGUAAACAACUGCGGAAUGCAGCUACGCGUACGUUCCAUGACCCAAACGCGAUCUACAGUGAGCUGAUCCUCUGGAGAGUCGAUCACAUCGGCCCACUGUCCUGCAGGGGCGUGUCCGAGCUAGCACGAAUCAAUUCACUCCACACUUCUGCUUUCUCCAACGUGGCCUGGUUGCCAACACUCAUUCCCAGCUCAGUGCUCGGAACGUACUGUAACUCCGCAAGCGCAUGCUUUGUGGCAUCUGAUGGUAAAAACCUGCGUCUGUAUCAGGCUGUGGUUGACGCCCGCAAACUACUGGACGAACUCUCAGACCCAGAGACUUCCAAACUGGUGGGUGAAGUGUUCAACAUUGUCAGUCAGCAGUCCACUGCUCGACCCGGCUGCAUCAUAGAGCUGGAUGUCAUAACAAACCAGUGUGGCUCAAAUACACAGCUGCUCCACGUGUUCCAGGAGGAUUUUAUUCUAGGAUACAAACCGCAUGUAGACAUUCCAGAUUUCAACAUUAAUAGCUUUCCCUCUGCAGAAGAGUACCAACCCCCUCCGUUCUCAGAGAAGUUCUUCCUGGUGGUGAUUGAGAAGGAUGGGAAUCAUAACUCUGUGUUGCAGAUGUGGCAUCUUCAUCUGCGCUCCGAGCAGGCGUGUGUGGAUGAGCCAGUCGUUGACGUCGUGUUCCAGAACCAGCUGACGGUUCCAGCGAGUCGGAACAACGCUGACACAUCUCCUGACAUUACACCGGGUCAUACUCCACUGCCUCACUCCUCUUCUUCAGCCAACCUGCAGUCUGCCAGCAAACUCAUCCUCAGCUCUAAACUUGUCUACAGUCAGCUGCUAGACCUGCCAUCAGGGGUGGAGCUUAUCAGAGCCACACCCUCUGCAGGUCACUUGAGCUCCUCGUCAAUCUACCCUGUAUGUUUGGCUCCGUACCUGAUUGUGACCACCUGUUCUGAUGGCCGUGUCAGGUUCUGGCGCUGUGGGGUUGCCAUUGACUUAACAGCACCCAACCCAGAAGAGACAUGUUCAUACCACUGGGAGCCCUGGAGCCUCUUAAAAGACGAAGAUGACAACGACAGCUCCGUGUCAGUAACGGGCCGCCCUGUCGCGGUCAGCUGCUCCUACACAGGCCGACUUGCAGUGUCAUUCAAACAGAUGUCGCCUGGGAAUGAAAUCGAGGCAGCUCAGGACUUCUCCAUGCUCGUUUCGAUCUACGAGUGCGAGUCGACGGGUGGUUCAGAGUGGGUUCUGGAACAGACCAUUCACCUAGACGAUUUUAGCAAACCUGCGAAAAUGUUGGAUCCAUGUGUUAGCGUCGAUAGCAACUUGGUUGUGUACAGCAAGUCAGAUCUGUUUGUAAACAAAGACAGCCCCAAUAUCAAGCACUUUGUACACCUGGAUUGGCUUUCUAAAGAAGAUGGGUCACACAUCUUGACGGUCGGGGUUGGAUCCAACAUCCUUAUGUAUGGCCGGAUCUCAGGGAUUGUCACCGAGCAGACAGGUGUAAAAUAUGGCAUGGCGGUCACCCUACCUCUAGGGGGCAGUAUAAAGCAGGGCAUUCGCUCUCGCUGGGUGUUGUUGAGGUCCGUAAACCUUGUCUCUUCCGUAGACGGCACCCCGUCACUUCCAGUGUCUCUGUCAUGGGUGCGAGAUGGCAUCCUGGUGGUGGGCAUGGACUGUGAGAUGCAGGUUUACGCACAGUGGAGGCAGGAUGAGAAACCAAGAGACUCUGAGGACAACAGUGUGUCCUCACCAGAUGGCGUUGGCGCUCGCUUUGUUUCUGUGUCAAAUGAGGGUCGAGGGCGAUCUAAGAGUGUCUUCGAGGGCAGUGCGGGAAUUGACGAUGCAUUACUCCCCCCUGCCGUGAUUCAAGAUGGUGGUUUGUUCGAGGCAGCCCAUUCGCUGUCGCCCACCCUGCCACAGUACCACCCCACCCAGCUGCUGGAGUUGAUGGACCUCGGAAAGGUACGACGGGCCAAGGCCAUUUUGGCUCACCUGGUCAAGUGCAUUGCCGGCGAAGUUGCCGUGGUGAGAGAUGUGGAGGCGGGUGAGGGCGGAGCUAGGAGACACCUAUCCCGGACCAUCAGCGUGACAGGCAGCACUGCAAAGGACACUAUCGUUGCCGGGCGAAAUGGUGGGCGAGAUUACACCGAAAUCAACUCAAUCCCGCCGCUUCCGCUAUAUGCCCUGCUGUCUGCGGACCUGGAUACCUCCUACAAAGCAGGAGAGGAGGCGGGAAAAACUGGAAAAGGGGUGGAGCGUGAGGCGCAGAAACAACCAGAGGAACAGUACGCCGAUCUUUUUCAGGUGCCGACCGUGACCACCGACGACUUUGUAAGCUUUGCUGCUGAGAAACCAGAGAAGAAGUCUCGCGUGAUUAACCUGUCGCAGUAUGGCCCCACAUAUUUCGGCCCUGAGCACGCACAGGUGCUGUCUUCGCAUCUCAUGCACUCCAGCCUGCCAGGACUCACACGCCUCGAGCAGAUGUUCCUUGUGGCUCUCGCUGAUACUGUGGCAACCACCAGUGCAGAAGUGGGAUCUACGGAUAAGAAAUACACAGGUGGAGAGGCUCUAGACGAGUGUGGUCUGCGUUACCUGUUGGCCAUGAGGUUACACACCUGUCUGCUUACCUCCCUGCCCCCCCUCUACAGGAUACAGCUACUGCAUCAAGGUGUGUCCACGUGUCACUUUGCGUGGGCAUUUCACUCUGAGGCUGAGGAGGAGAUGCUGAACAUGAUCCCAGCCAUGCAGAGAGGAGAUCCAAUGUGGUCUGAGCUCAAAGCGGUGGGCGUCGGCUGGUGGAUCCGAAACAUUAACACACUCAGACACAUGGUGGAGAAGGUGGCUAAAGCAGCGUUUCAGAGGAAUAAUGAUCCACUGGACGCAGCUCUCUUCUAUCUGGCUAUGAAGAAGAAAGCUGUGCUCUGGGGUCUCUUCAGGUCUCAACACGAAGAGAAGAUGACCCAGUUCUUCAGCCAUAACUUCAGUGAGGAUCGCUGGAGGAAGGCGGCUUUGAAGAACGCUUUCUCUCUCCUGGGAAAACAGCGCUUUGAGCAAUCCGCCGCAUUCUUCCUGCUUGCUGGAUCCCUAAAAGAUGCCAUGGAGGUUUGUCUGGAGAAGAUGGAGGACAUCCAGCUUGCGAUGAUCGUGGCACGUCUGUAUGAAGCCGAUUUCGAGAGCUCCUCCACCUGUAAAGGGGUCUUGUACGAGAAGGUUCUCGGCUGCAACCGAGAUGGUAGCGGCUUCUCCUGUACUAAAUUGCACCCUGACCCGUUCCUGAGGAGCAUUGCUUACUGGAUCAUAAAGGACUACACCAGAGCCCUGGACACACUUCUGGAGCAGAUUCACAAAGAGGAUGACCAGAACCCUGAUGUGCUGGUUAAAUCAUGUAACCCUGUCGUCUUCAGUUUCUAUAACUACUUGCGCGCGCAUCCUCUGAUCAUUCGCCGGCACUUCGCCAACCCCGAGACGUCACUGGCUGCGGUCGGUCUAACAACAGAUUGCAACAGUGCUGACGAAAUCAACCUGAUUGAGCGGAAACUAUUCUUCACCACCGCUAAUGCUCACUUCAAGGUGGGCUGUCCACUCCUGGCCCUCGAAGUCUUAUCCAAGAUCCCCAAGGUCACUAAGAAAGUGUUGUCUCUGAGUAAGGGCUCAUCCGUAGCCAACGUCAGUGCCACCCAACCACAGGAGAAUGGAGGUAAGACGGGAGAUCUGGGCUGGGGCGCUCCUGCCGCACUGAUUCAGACCUGGGGAGCGGACUCUUCCGCCGGGCUGGAAUGGAGUCAGCCAGUGAUUAAAAUGGAGGAUGAAGGGCUACAGCUGGACUGGGGUGAUGAUAAAGAGGAAGAUGAGGAGGAGGAGGAGGUUGGGCUGAUGAUGAAGAAACCAGAGGCAGAAGAGGAGCAGGCCAGAAAGCCGGCUAAAGGCUCGGCGCUGCAGCACGAGGACUCCAUGGGCAAAUCAGAAGUGGACGUGAUCGCAGAACAGCUCAAGUUCAGAGCCUGUUUGAAGAUCCUGAUGACUGAGCUGCGGACACUGGCGACAGGAUACGAGGUGGAUGGUGGGAAACUGCGAUUUCAGCUCUACAACUGGCUGGAGAAGGAGAUUGAGGCCAUUCACCUUAUCUGCAACUAUAAGGUUGAAGCGAAGACAUAUGUAGGUCAGCUGGACAAAUGGGGUGACGAUGUAUCUCUGGAUCUGGAGGACUCUCUGAUCCGAGGCGAUGCAGGAGUGUAUGAAAGACACCAGAUGGAGCGUCGGCGUCUGCAAGCCAAACAGCUGCAUGCGGAGCGGAGGAAAGCCUGGCUGAUGAAGAAUCAGGCCCUGCUAAGAGUCUUCCUCAGUUACUGCAGUCUACACGGGGCCAAGGGUGGAGGAGUGACCUCAGUCAGGAUGGAGCUGCUCUUCCUUCUACAAGAAUCACAGCAGGAAAUGACCGUGAAGCAGCUUCAGUCGCCCCUCCCCCUUCCCACCACUCUGCCCCUGCUGUCGGCCAGCAUUGCCCCCACAAAGACCGUCAUCGCCAACCCCGUCCUGCACCUCGGCAACCACAUACACGACAUUCUCUACACCAUCAUCCAGAUGGAGGCUCCGCCACACCCAGACAUUCUGGACGACCGGGUAAACACUCUACACACUCUUGCUGCAUCUCUUUCAGCUUGUAUCUAUCAGGCGCUGUGUGACAGCCACAGUUACAGCAGUCAGUCGGAGGCCAGUCAGUUCACAGGGAUGGUGUAUCAGGGGCUGUUACUAAGCGACAGACGUCGACUUCGCACAGAGAGCAUCGAGGAACAUGCCACGCCCACCUCCGCCCCGGCACAAUGGCCAGGUGUGUCGUCUCUGAUCAGUCUGUUGGCGUGUGCUCAGGGAGACGAUCACGUGCGUCUGAACGUCAUGUUGUGUGAGGCCGUGGUGGCUGUGUAUCUGAGUCUGUUGAUUCACGGUCUGGGCACACACUCCGGUAAUGAGCUCUUCCGACUGGCUGCUCACCCCCUCAACAACCGCAUGUGGGCCGCCGUGUUCGGGGGCGGAGCCAAAGUCAUCAUCAAGCCCAAGCGACCCGAAAUUGCUCCAGCGGUCCCUCCUCCGACUCCUCCCGCUGAGGAUGUGGACCGGCAGCGCCGCAGGUUUAAUAUGCGCAUGCUGGUUCCAGGACGUCCAGUUAAAGAGACUCCGGCCACCCCUCCGCCUGUCCCUGUGGAGCGGCCCAUCUAUAAGGAGAAGUUCAUCCCACCUGAGCUCAGCAUGUGGGACUACUUUGUGGCCAAACCCUUCCUGCCUCUGUCUGACAGUGGAGCUCUGUAUGAUUCAGAUGAGAGCGGUGCUAGUGAUAAUGAAGAUGACGAUGAUGCCUUCCUCUCUGACACACAGAUGACUGAACACUCUGAUCCAAACUCCUACAGUUGGUCUUUAAUCCGCCUGGUGAUGGUCAAACUUGCCCUGCACAAUGUCAAAACCUUCCUGCCCCUCACAGGACUGGACUUCACUGAACUGCCGGUCACGUCUCCCCUGGCCAAUGCUGUGCUGAAGACACUGGAAAACUGGGAACAGAUUAUCCUAGAGAAGAUGAACAAAUUUGAUGGACCUCCACCAAACUUCAUAAACACCUACCCAACGGACCUGAGUGCAGGUGGGGGGCCGGCUAUACUGCGGCACAAAGCCAUGCUGGAACCAGAAAACACACCGUUCAGGUCAAAACAUCAUCUCUCCUUCCCUGCCCGACGUCUGUGGCAUUUCUUGGUCAAACAGGAAGUGCUUCAGGAGACUUUGAUUCGAUAUAUCUUUACCAAGAAGAGGAAGCAGAGUGAGUCUUUAGAUGAUCAUGUGGAUCACCUCAUACAAACCUGCAUUACUGGAACUAGCAAAAACAACAAGGUGGAGGCUGACAUGGGUUACCCAGGAGGAAAAGCCAAAAUCAUACAUAAAGAAUCAGACAUCAUCAUGGCUUUUGCCAUUAACAAGGCUAACAGCAAUGAAAUAGUGCUGGCGUCCACUCAUGAUGUCCAGGAAGUGGACGUAUCCACCCUGCUAGCAGCUCAGCCUUACACCUGGAUCGGAGAGGAAUUUGACAAGGAGUCUCGCAGUUCUGAUGAUGUGGAUUACCGCUCGUCUCACACUAACAUCGCUCAAGCAAGUGCUGGUCCCUUUGCCCCCCAACAGAUGGCAGCAUCCUCCUCUAUGCCUUGGCUGGGAAGUGGCCAGACCAGCCUGGGUGCCAGUGUGAUCAUGAAGAGGAACCUGAAUAACGUGAAGAGAAUGACGUCUCAUCCCAUCUAUCAGUACUAUAUGACCGGUGCUCAGGACGGCAGUGUGAGGAUGUUUGAGUGGAAUCGUCCGCAGCAGCUCAUCUGUUUCAGACAGGCAGGAAACGCUCGAGUCACACGCCUCUAUUUCAAUUCACAGGGAAACAAGUGUGGUGUUGCUGAUGGCGAGGGCUUUUUGAGCCUCUGGCAAGUCAAUCAAACCUCUUCGAACCCCAAACCAUAUUUGAGCUGGCAGUGUCACGGUAAGAGCUGUGGUGAUUUUGCCUUCAUCACGUCCUCCAGUCUGAUCGCUACCGCAGGACAGUCCAAUGAUGGCAGGAAUGUAUGUUUAUGGGACACUCUGAUCUCUCCAAGUAACUCUGUGAUACAUGCAUUCCAGUGCCAUGAGAAUGGAGCGACAGUUCUUCAGUACGCUCCUAAACAGCAGCUGAUUAUCACAGGUGGCAGGAAGGGAUUCGUCUGUAUCUUUGACAUUCGUCAGAGGCAGCUGCUCCACACGUUCCAGGCUCAUGAUUCAGCCAUCAAAGCGAUGGCCAUGGACUCCACUGAGGACUUCUUCGUCACCGGCUCGGCUGAGGGGAAUAUGAAGGUGUGGAAACUGGCCGGUCACGGCCUCAUGCACUCCUUCAGCACCGAGCACGCUAAACAGUCCAUAUUCCGAAACAUCGGCGCCGGCGUGAUGAAGAUCGAAACCUGUCCAGGUAACCGGAUCUUCACCUGCGGUGCUGACGGGACGCUGAAGAUGCGAGUCCUCCCUGACCGCUACAACAUUCCAGCCAGUGUAUUCCAGAUCCUGUAGGACCGGAGAGGCAGCUGAACACUAAUGCUUUGGCUGUGAAUCGUAAAACCGAUAACUAAUAUCUCGCGCUGCAGAAUAUCUUUACCCCACCCCAAAAAAGACGUUGUAAAACAUGCACGAGGUCGCUUUAUUUGAACGAUCGACUACUGUAAUUUCUGGAGUCCGAUGCUCCGGUGUCGUGUUGGUAGGAACACUGUAUGCAUGAGCUGUUUGAGUCAACGCACUACAUUCCAGGUUAUUGGUCGUGAUCUGUAAAAGUGCUCUGAGGCUCCAUUUUUAAGUGUGUAUGUGUGUCCUCAUUUUGUGCACAUUUUAGCAUCUUAAAAUAGCAGCACUGUGCUUCUGCUAUCAGUGUCCAGUUGUUUUUUUAUUUACUGUAUGUUUUCUCCUUGGCUGCUAAUGUAUUUGUGGAGAGUAAAAUGGCACAUAACCCUGGUGGCCCGGUGGAUCACCACGGCCCCAGAGACACACCCCUUUCCCGCCACGCCCAUGCACACAAGGCUGUUUUGACUCACUGGUUUUCCUAGCAACCGAACGGCUAAACAUUCCACCCGAGAUUAUGACAUUUUUUCACCACAACAUUCUCAAUUUAAACAGAAAACUUUCUGUUUUUGAACAAAAUAUUUGUUCGUUUGUUUGCUCGUUUUCCUUGAUUUCUGUUUUUUUAGUUUUUCGUUCGUUUCUUUACAAUUAAGUGGUUUCUUUUUAAAAAAUCAUUCCUAAAGUUAAAUCUUCUAUUUAACUUUAGGAAUGUAUUGAUACAUUUUAGAUGUCUGGGACAAAGUGCAACACUGAAUAGGUUUGUGUUUUAUUUAUUUACAUAUUUAUUUUUUCACGUUUUAUCGAUUCUAAAUAUUUGCACUAGGAUCUGGGGAAACCUAGUUACAAGUGGAAAAAGCUGCUUCAGAGGAAACUGUUAUUUACAAAUGAAUGUCUGGCUGCGUGUGGCCAAGUAGUAAAAAGUGGAAAUAGUUUUAAGUAAACAAAUAUAUAAAUAUAAAAGUUAUCUACGAAAAUAGCUUGUACAAACAUGCUUUUAGUUUAGUUUAUUUUAUAGUUUUUUGUUUUCUUUAUGUUACUGCUGAAAUAGUCAUAUAUAUGUAUUUGAUUUGAUAUAUGUGGUAUUUAUUAAAAUCAUAAUUGUUUUUCCGUCUGAUUUGCUGGACACCUUGUCAACUGUACGUAUCUAAAUGUUCAACCAAUGGUCUGAUGUGUAUUUAGUAUCGGCCUGAUCUGUCUGUUUGUGUGAAAAUGCAAACCCUAAAAUACACUGGCUGAUACUUCUGAAGGAACAGGUAGUUCUGUUAUGCUCAACGUUUUACUUUUGAAAGUUUAAUAAAUUAUUUUUAUUUGAAGAAAGUCA
This is a messenger RNA of Xyrauchen texanus (razorback sucker), 10747 nucleotides long. Its product is annotated as dmX-like protein 2. Lineage: Eukaryota; Metazoa; Chordata; Actinopteri; Cypriniformes; Catostomidae. Gene Ontology annotation, molecular function: protein binding. Gene Ontology annotation, cellular component: RAVE complex. The record is from RefSeq and is a predicted model, not a curated record. Gene Ontology annotation, biological process: vacuolar acidification.